Neurospora tetraspora is the source of this 1290-nucleotide messenger RNA. RefSeq lists its product as uncharacterized. The record is from RefSeq and is a predicted model, not a curated record. Lineage: Eukaryota; Fungi; Ascomycota; Sordariomycetes; Sordariales; Sordariaceae. Bases 1 to 1290 code for a protein of 429 amino acids. The transcript is spliced from 2 exons.
AUGGCCCGUGUCAAGUAUGUCAAAGAGCGUAUCGGAGAGGAGAUCACGGACUGGAGCCAGCUCCUCCACCGGCGCCAGCGUCGCGAAGAGCGUCGCAGGCUUAAGAAGCUGGAGCGUCAAAAGGAGCUGGAGCGCCGCCGUGAGACUGGCGAGAUCACACAAGAUGACAGUGUUCCGGCCGACAUUCCGGCCCAUAUGCCCACCAACGCUACCAACAGCGCAACCCCCAACGCUUCCGCCAGACCUGCUACGAGAGCUACCACAAGAGCUAUCACCACGCCCAUUACCAGGAGGGUCACUAGGGCUGCCGCCAGGGCUGCAACCAACGCUGCCACCCCCGACACCACCACGGACCCUGAGAUCAUCACCGCUCCAGCAUCUGCUCCGGCCACUGCCCCGGCGACUGCUACCGCCGCCGCUUUGCCUACUGUUAUCGCCAUGGCCUUUGAAGACGAGGAACAUGGAGACAUGGAAAUGUUAGACCCGGCACUGUUUGAGCCUGUCGACGACGAAAACAUCCCGCAGCUAGUCUCGGUCCCCACGGUUGUUAAGGAAACCCAGAAGAACGUCGAGCCUGCUACUCGACGGGGCAGUGCGCGCUUCUUCCCACUCGCCAGUGUUCAAGCCGCCAGUAUUCCGGCCAAUCUUCCCACCAUUGCCGCCAACGCUCUAGCAUAUGCUCCAGCAACCGCUCCGGAAUAUGCUCCAGCAGCCGCUCCGGCAUACGCUCCGGCUACCGCUCCGGCAUACGCUCCGGCUACCGCUCCGACAUAUGCUCCGGCAACCGCUCCGGCAACCGCUCCGGCAUAUGCUCCAGCACCCGCUCCGGAAUCUGCUCCGAUCGCCGUUCCGGCUACUGGUAGAGCCACUGCGUGUCAGGCCGAGGAGGACGUAGCCCCCAAGCUGUCAGAGCCUGUCACCAGCGAAGACGUUCCAGAGCAAGUCGCGGUGCCCAGUGGCGACAAAGAUCGGCGCAGCGCGCGUAUCGCGGUUGCCGCUCAAUUGGUCCCAGUCGCCGAGAUCAUCAACCGCUUGUUCGCCGAGAGCUUGGAGCGGCUGCUGUCACCGACCCCGGAAGAGGUAUCGGCCGAGGCUCGCAGAUUCUUGGCUAAUGCCCACGAGAAUGAGACGGCACAAGCGGUGAAGAAGGCAGCAUUCACGCUGAGCUUUGAUAUCCUAGACAGGAUCAAUGAGCUCCAGGGGAAGAAUUGCGCCGACCGCUUUGAGCUGGCGUCGGAGGUGUUGAAGCUCAGACUACAACAAGUCUUUCUUAAGGAGCUUGUUAAGUAA